Seminavis robusta is the source of this 3923-nucleotide messenger RNA. Lineage: Eukaryota; Bacillariophyta; Bacillariophyceae; Naviculales; Naviculaceae. The record is from the annotation of a GenBank genome assembly.
GCGUCGUCAGGGAUUCUUUUACCAUUCAAAGAGUUCCGAUUGCAGUCAUUGUCCAAGCGACAGAGGUCAUUCUCCAAAGAUCCUUCGAUCACAAUUUAUUUCAAACCUUACCACUCUCCCUCUAGAUCUGGACCUCAUUUUCUGCCUUUCUUUGUGAUUGCAAACACCUACUUUUACUUUCUCAAGAAGGCAAAGUUUUAAUCCUUCCUUCGUUCAGCUAGCUAGCAAAGCUGAGAGCUGCAGCCAUCCAUCCACCAUGUCCACGUCCGGCAGCUUCCCCCUGGAAGGCUUCAAGCCCGGUUACAGCAGCAGCAACGACCAGAGCUUCAGUCAUUCCAUCAAUGGCAAGGACAACUUUCCAGAUGAUGUUUCGGAUAUUGAUGACACUGCGUCUGUGUUUUCCUACACGACCAACUCGACCAUGACGACGACUUACUCGGAAGGCCACACCAGCAUUAAGCGUAAGGAGUACGUCGAUCCCAAGGUGGCCGUGAAGGAGCAGCGCUGGGUCAUGUGGGCCAAACUGGCCGUGGCUGCCGUCUUGCUCACCGCAAUGGCCGCCAUGGCCACGGGCACCCUCAUGGUCAUCAAGAAAGGCGAAUACCAGGAUUUUGUGGUGCAGUUCAGGAACUACGCGUCGCAGAUCGUUGCCGUGUCAGAAGAGAAUGCUGCCAAUACCUUUCGGAGCAUUGCCGGUCUCUCGGUGUCCAUUACGUCCUAUACCGAGUCCACCGGAAUGAAAUGGCCGCUUGUCACGCUGCCCCAUUUUGAUGCAAGAGCCAGUGCUGCAGAAAGCCUGAGUGGCGUCCGCUUGCUCGCAUUUGCCCCCGUCGUCACCAAGAACGACAAACCCAAGUGGGAAAAGCACGUUGCCAAGAAUGCUCGCAAGACCUUUCAAGAAAGCAUUGAUUACCAAAAGAUGAACGUUUCAGAUGUCAACGCGCUCUACUUGUGGCCUUAUAUGUAUCAGGGAAACCUCAAGACCUUCCAAUUCAAUCGAGAAGAGGGAGAGGGCCCCUAUCUACCAAUGUGGCAACUCUCUCGGUGGCGUCCAGAGCUAUCGGGAAUGAUCAACUACAAUCUCAAUGAUGAGAUGCGAGUCAAAAAGGCAUUUGCUACAACCACCAUCACUAAAGGGCCAUCGUUAAACUUCUUUGUCAUUACGGGCACUGCAGACUCCAUCUUGGUUCAGCCCAUCUUUGACACUGUCAUGGAAAACGGAAAGAAAGAGAAAAAGAUUGUUGGAAUCCUGUGGUGUCUGAUUGAUUGGUUGGCCUACUUUAACAACAUUGUGGCGGACAAGGAUGCAGAGAUGAUUGCCGUGGUCAAGAGCACCGACAAUGAUGCUGCUACCUACCAGAUCAAUGGACUCAAAGCCAAGUUCCUCGGUGAAGGAGACCUACACGACCACAAGUACAACCACUUGGAGGUCUCAUCUGAGUUUGCCAAGCUUGAGAUUGACGAAUCCAUCAAGUUGCCAAAUCAUCUCAAAGUGCCCUCCUUGUCGGUUCAUUUGUAUCCCACAGAUUCUCUCCGAAAGAACUAUGAAACGUACAAUGCCUAUUACUACACUGCCGGAGUCAUUGCGAUCUUUAUGUUCACCAGUACCAUCUUUGGCAUCUUCGACUUUACCGUUCGAAGGCAACAGGCCAAGGUCAUGGAACGAGUCAUCCGACAGGACAAGAUCGUCUCAAACCUAUUCCCUCAGCAGAUCCGUGACAGGCUGUACGGCGCAGAGGACGAAGACGAAGACGAGGAGGAGAAUGAAGAAAAGAAGGCCAAGACUGUUCAAAAUGGUUUCCCUGACGUUCUCGAUCCCAACGACUUUGACAAUCCGGAAAUGUUCGAUCAGCCUCCUAUUGCUGACUUGUUCCCCAGUGCUACCGUCUUCUUUGCUGACAUUGCGGGCUUUACGGCUUGGAGUAGUCAACGGGAACCUCCACAAGUGUUUAUGCUUUUGGAGAGUUUGUAUGGCGCAUUUGACAAGAUCGCAUACAAGCACGGCAUCUUCAAGGUGGAAACAACGGGAGACUGCUACGUUGCUGUUUGUGGCCUUCCCGAGCCAAGAAAGAGGCACGCGACUGCUAUGGCAAGAUUCGCUAGAGAUUGUAUGGUCAAGUUCACUGAGAUGACCCAAAAACUCGAGAUCACCCUGGGCCCGGAUACCGGAGAUUUGCAAAUGAGAUGUGGUCUGCAUUCCGGUCAAGUCACCGCCGGUGUGCUGCGAGGAGAACGCAGUCGCUUCCAGCUCUUCGGCGAUACCGUAAACACAGCCAGUCGGAUGGAAACAACGAGUCUCCUCAGUCGCAUACAAAUCUCCAAUACUACUGCGGAAUUGUUGAAAAAGGAAGGCAAGUCAAAGUGGAUCACACGACGUUCUGAGAAGGUCAGCGUGAAGGGCAAGGGCAUGAUGCAGACCAGCUGGCUGAGGUUGAAGAAAGCUGUCAAGCCGGACCCUGAAGACGAAUUAGCCGGCAGCGAGGAAGCAGUUAACGAAAGACUCGAAGGUGUCCACGCAGGCGAUGAUGACGGCGAUGCCUCGGACGAUAGUGAAUGCCCUGCCGACUACGACAAUGAACUUCCUGAGAUGAAGAACCAACUGAACAAGGAGCAACGGCUGAUCGAAUGGAGUACCGAGGUGCUCAGCAAGCUACUUCAGCAGAUUGUGGCAUCUCGUCCCGAAGGCAAGCCUCCGAUCGAUCUUAGUGAUCUGGAAAAGAAUAUGGGCAAGAACAACAUCGCCCUCGAUGAAUUCAAGGAGAUUGUCAGCCUGCCCAAGAUUGGCCCGAGUGACAUGAAAUAUCGUCGGGACGCCAAUGAGAUUUUCCUUCCUCUGCACGUCGUGUCGCAGCUCCGGUGUUACAUCACAAAGGUGUCCGAAAUGUACUUGCGCAACCCCUUCCACAACUUCGAACAUGCCUGCCAUGUCUCGGCUAGUGUCCGAAAGAUGUUGACACGUAUUGUCAGCGAUAGCGGCCCAAUCGGUUCGGACGACGAUACAGAUCCAAAGGAGGAUGUUGGAUUGGUGGACCUCGCAGGCCAUUCUUUUGGCAUUACCAGUGAUCCGCUGACUCAGUUCGCUGUCAUUUUCUCUGCGCUCAUUCAUGAUGCCGAGCACCCUGGAGUCCCCAACACAACGCUGGUGGAAGAAAAGACACCAGAAGCCGAGAAGUACAAGAAGAGUGUUGCAGAACAAAACUCGAUCCACAAAGCAUGGGAUCUGUUGAUGACGGAUGAAUACAAGGAUCUCAGGCAGACAAUCUACUCCAACGAGGACGAGAUGCGAAGAUUCAGGCAGCUUUUAAUCAACGUCGUCCUUGCCACAGAUAUUUGCGACAAGGAACUGGGUGCACUCAGAAAGGCCAGGUGGGCCACCGCAUUCUCUGACGAACCCGUCGACUCCACUCUCGAGAUGGACGUUGAUCGUAAAGCAACUAUUGUGAUUGAGCACUUGAUCCAGGCCUCGGAUGUGUCCCACACAAUGCAACAUUGGCAAAUCUACCUUCACUGGAACGAACGUUUCUUCUUUGAGCUCUAUGGUGCCUACAAGACGGGAAGGGCGGCCAACGACCCUUCCAAAGGUUGGUAUAAAGGAGAGAUUGGGUUCUUUGAUUUCUACAUUAUUCCGCUUGCCAAGAAGCUAGACCGAUGCGGAGUGUUUGGUGUGUCUAGUGAUGAAUACCUGAACUACGCGCAGCUGAACAGAGACGAAUGGGAACGAGAAGGAGAGCAGGUAGUGGCAGAGUUCAAGGAGAAGUAUUAUACCAAGUUUCCUGAACACAAGAACCUCCGUUUGGAAGACCAAUCAAGCUGAGCGAUCGAUCGAGGCACUGAGAUAACUGCACACAAGAAAGAGCGCUGCUUUCAGCUCGCACCUUUGAGCAAUGUAUAUCAUGUAUUAAAAUUAAAAGCCAUCAUCUAUU